Messenger RNA from Phaedon cochleariae (mustard beetle), 5913 nucleotides. The record is from the annotation of a GenBank genome assembly. Lineage: Eukaryota; Metazoa; Arthropoda; Insecta; Coleoptera; Chrysomelidae.
AUGAGAGCUGCAUAUCUGUUAAUAUUCAUCCUUGUCAAUGGCAGCUCUGCAGGAGACCUAUUCGACAUCCUGAACCCGACCAGCAACGACUCCAAUGGCGGCCUCAUCUCCUCAGGCCCAAGCCCAACCAGCUCUGGCAUCGUCAGCAGAAUCGACGAUGCUAUCGACGACGGUAUCGACGCGUUCAGAAACAUAGCCUCUUCGGCGCUAAGUCCCUUCAUCGGAAUCGCCGGAGCGCUGACGUCAACAGCCGAAUCUCUGCACCUGCCCGGCGCCGACAUCUUCAGAGACAUACUGGCAGGCAAUUCUACAGACCCUUUCAGUGCCAUAGCCAGGAACGUUAUAUCCUUCUUCUCGUCGAGUAUAGCAUCGUUCAUCCCAGGCUUACAGAGCGGUGCACGUCAGCUGUCAACGCUGAUACAAUCUCUCCUCAACGGCGAUGAUAUUUCCUCGCUUCUGGGAUCUAUCCGUUCAAUUUUCGACAAUGGCUUCAGGCUAGCAGCUUCUGCUAUUGAAAGAGUGGUUUCCUCGUUACCGGGCAUCGGAGACAUAGCUUCUCGCAUAUUCAACGGUACUUCCAGCGGAUCGGACGUCAUCAGGCGAGUGAUCUCGCAGGCAACCAAUGACGGUAUGAUCAGUCUGAGUGAAUUAGUGGGCUUUAUCGAUAUGGCGAUCGACAAUGGUGAUAACACCACAGCGGCCACAUUGGGUAACCUGCGAGCAGCACUCACUGGAGGUGGAACUGCUAUAUCGGAUAUCAUCGGAAGGGCGAUCUACUCUGUGCCAGGAGCCAGCAGUGGCAAUAUCAGCAUUUCGGGUUUGCGCAGCGCUAUCCAAUCGGAAAUCGCCAAUGGAGGAAGCGAGGUUGCAAGAGCGUUGGGGCCUCUGCGGGCAGCACUAUCUGAUGAAGAUUCCCGAGUGUCAGAUUUCUUCGGAGGGGUUAUCUCCUUAGUAAGAGAUGCUCUUUCUGAGCUCUGGCAAUUUAUAUCACCCAUAUUCAACAAUCGAGCGCUUUUGAUACUUCUAGGGCCUCUCGGCUCGAUAAUCAGAUUCGGAUUGAGCGCUGUAUUAACCCCUAUAUGGAACGGUAUUUACGGACUUUUGAGCUCUGGCGGCUCUCUGAUCAUCGGUGGCAUUUGGACAAUAUUGAGAUCAGUAUUAACUUUAGCGAUAAAGAUAGUAUUGGGUAUCAUAAGGGUGGCAUUCGUCCCAAUAAAAGGAUUCGGAAACUUCGCCAACCAAGGAACAUCACCUUUGGGUUCUAUCGGCUCGACACUCAAUAAUGGAUUUCAAGACGCCACGAACACUGUUAAUAACGCACUUAGGGCAUUUAAUCCUUUGAAUAUAAUUGGGAAUGGCAUCGCCCCUAACUUCAGCAACAAUCCUCUGAAUUUAUUUGGAUCUCAGAUCGCAAACAACAAUCCUCUCAAUGCAAUUGGAUCUCAAAUCGCAAACAACAACCCUCUCAAUGCAAUCGGAUCUCAAAUAGCAAACAACAAUCCUUUUAAUGCAGUUGGAUCUCAAAUCGCAAACAACAAUCCUCUUACAGGAUUGGUUACUCUUAAUGGUACCAAUCCUCUUGGCUCGAUGGCUUCUCAAAUGGCGAACAACAACCUCACGGGACUAUCUCCUCUAAAUGGAACAAAUCCACUUGGAGCAAUGACUUCACAAAUAGCGAACAACAAUCCUUUAACGGGACUAUUUCCUCCGAACGGAACCAAUCCACUUGGUUCAAUGGCUUCACAAAUAGCGAACAACAAUCCUUUAACGGGACUAUUUCCUCCGAACGGAACCAAUCAACUUGGUGCAAUGGCUUCUCAAAUGGCGAACAACAAUCCGCUCACGGGAAUAUUUUCUCCAAACGGCACCAAUCCACUUGGCGCAAUGGCUUCCCAAUUGGCGAAUAAUAAUCCUUUCACUGGAAUAUCUCCUUUCAAUGGCAACAAUCCAAUUGGCUCGAUUGCUUCUCAAAUCGCCAACAACAAUCCUUUUACGGGAAUGUUUCCUGUUAAUAACACCAAUCCACUUGGCGCGAUAGCUUCUCAAAUCGCCAACCACAAUCCUCUUAUGGGUGUAUUUACUCCAAACUUGACCAAUCCUUUCGGCUCUAUAGGUUCUCAAAUAGCCAACCUCAAUCCUCUUACAGGAAUAUUUCCUCCUAAUGGCACCAAUCCUCUUACAGGUAUCUUUCCUCCUAAUGGCACCAAUCCUCUUACAGGGAUUUUUCCUCCUAAUGGCAUCAAUCCACUUGGUUCGAUAGCUUCUCAAAUUGCUAGCAACAAUCCACUUAUGGGAAUAUUACCUCUCAAUGGCACCAAUCCUCUUACAGGGAUCUUUCCUCCUAAUGGCAUCAAUCCUCUUGCAGGGAUCUUUCCUCCUAAUGGCAUGAAUCCUCUUGGUUCGAUAGCUUCUCAAAUCGCGAACAAUCCUCUCAUGGGAUUAUUUCCACCUAACGGUCCUUCUGAUGGCAACAAUCCUUCAGGUGGAAUAUUUCCUUCUGGCACCAAUAACCCUCUGAAUGCAUUUUUUCCUAUCGCGGAAAACAAUCCACUAUCAAUAAUAUCUAGAAAUAUCGGGUUUGGACCACUGCAAGAUUAUAUCCGAUCGGAUCUUUUGAACAGGGUUAAUUUCAUUUCGGCAUCUUUGGCAGCUCUUCGCUCUAGGUUCGGCGAUAGUAUUCUGCCACUACUAGCGCCAUUCUCCUCGAUACCUGGAGCCAGCAACGUUGCAUCGGAUAUAUUUCGUCUAGUCAAUAUGAGCUCCGAUACCUCAAAUUCCAGUAUUCACUCGACAUUGAUGGGGCCUUUCUUUUCGAGACUCGCCGAAGUUCAAAACAGAGCACCAUUCGGCAAUAUCAUUGAAGCAGUGUUGAGGCCGUUCCAACAAGCCUUCACCUCAGGAGUAAACGGAACACCGAAUCCCAUUGGGUUCGCUUUAGCACCAAUACUUGGAGUCUGGAAUGGAGCUUCAGAAUUUCUACGCUCUACUGGCUCGCCGUUCGGCAAUAUCACUGACGCAAUAAUAAGGCCAUUUCAAUUAGCCCUCAACUCAGGAGUAAACGGAACACCGAAUCCCAUCGGGUUGGCUGUAGCACCAAUACUUGGGGUCUGGAAUGGGGCUUCUGAAUUUCUACGCUCUACUGGCUCGCCGUUCGGCAAUAUCACUGACGCAAUAAUAAGGCCAUUCCAAUCAGCACUUAACCCUGGAGUGAACGCAACACCAAACGCUUUCGAGUUACUACUAGCACCAAUAACAGGAGCCUGGAACGGAGCUUCACAACUGUUGCGCUCAACUGGCUCACCACUCGGCAACGUUAUUGACGCAAUAAUAAGGCCAUUCCAAACAGCACUAAACUCUGGAAUAAACGGAACACCGAAUCCAAUCGGGUUGGUUUUUGCACCAAUAUUAGGGGCAUCGAAUGGUAUUACAGAAUUUUUGCGCUCAACUGGCUCACCAUUCGGCAAUGUGAUUGAGGGGAUCAUUAGACCAUUCCAAUCAGCACUAAACUCAGGAGUGAACGGAACACCAAAUCUCGUUGGGUUAGCUUCAGCACCAAUAUUAGGGGUAUGGAAUGGAGCGUCGGAAUUCUUGCGUUCAACUGGCUCGCCAUUCGGCAAUGCAAUUGACGCAUUCCUGAGGCCAUUCCAAUCAGCACUCAACCCUGGAGUGAAUGGAACACCGAAUCCCAUUGAGUUGGUUUCAGCACCAAUAUUAGGGUUAUGGAAUGGAACCUCACAAUUUUUGAGUUCAUCUGGAUCACCAUUUGGCAAUGUUAUUGAGGGGAUCAUUAGACCAUUCCAAUCAGCACUAAACUCUGGAGUGAACGGAAUACCAAAUUUCAUUGGGUUAGUUUCAGCACCAAUAUUAGGAGUAUUGAAUGGAGCUUCGGAAUUCUUGCGUUCAACCGGCUCACCAUUCGGCAAUGCAAUUGAGGCAAUCCUGAGGCCAUUCCAAUCAGCACUCAACUCUGGAGUAGACGGAACACCAAAUUUCGUUGGAUUGGCAUCAGCACCAAUAACAGGAGUAUUGAAUGGCGCUUCAGCGUUCUUGCGUUCAAUUGGCUCGCCAUACGGCAAUGUUUUUGAGGCAGUAGUGAGGCCAUUCGAAUCAGCACUGAACUCUGGGGGAAACGGUGUACCAAAUCCCAUUGGGUUAGCUUUAGCACCAGUAUCAGGGGCAUGGAAUGGGACUAUAGAGUUGUUGCGCUCAAAUGGCUUGGCAUUUAGCAAUGUUAUUGAGGAAAUAAUGAGGCCAUUCCAAUCAGCACUCAACUCUGGGUUGAAUGGAAUACCGAAUCCAAUUGGGUUGACUUCAGCACCAAUAUUGGGAGCAUGGAAUGGGGCUACAGAAUUUUUGCGAACAAUUGGCUUGCCCUUCGGAAAUAUUAUUCAGGCAGUCACAAGGCCAUUCCAAUCAGCACUGAACUCAGGAGUAUUCGGAUCACCAAAUCCAAUCGGGUUGGCUUCAGCACCAAUAUUAGGAGUGUUGAAUGGAGCUUCGGAAUUUUUGCGCACAACUGGUUCUCCAUUCGGCAAUAUUAUUCAGUCAGUAAUAGGGCCACUCCAAUCAGCACUCAACUCUGGAAUAAACGGAAUACCAAAUCCAAUUGGGUUGACUUCAGCACCAAUAUUAGGGUUAUGGAAUGGAACUUCACAAUUUUUGCGUUCAACUGGCUCGCCAUUCGGCAAUAUUAUUCAAGCAUUGAUAGAGCCAUUCCAAUCAGCACUCAACUCAGGAAUGAACGGAACGCCAAAUCCAAUUGGUUUGUUUUCAGCACCAAUAUUAGGAGUAUUGAAUGGGGUUUCCGAAUUUUUGCGCACAACUGGCUCUCCAUUCGGCAAUAUAAUUCAGGCAGUCAUCGAGCCAUUCCAAGCAGCACUUAAUUCUGGAAUGAACGGAAUACCUAAUCCAAUUGGGUUGACUUCAGCCCCAAUAUUAGGGUUAUGGAAUGGAACCUCACAAUUUUUGCGUUCGACUGGCUCGCCAUUCGGCAAUAUUAUUCAGGCAGUAAUAGGACCAUUCCAAUCAGCACUCAACUCUGGAAUAAACGGAACAACAAAUCCAAUUGGGUUAGUUUCAGCACCAAUAUUAGGAGUAUUGAAUGGUGCUUCCGAAUUUUUGCGCACAACUGGCUCUCCAUUCGGCAAUAUUAUUCAGGCAGUAAUUAGGCCAAUCCAAUCAGCACUCAGCUCUGGAAUAAACGAAACAACAAAUCCAAUUAGGUUAGUUUCAGCACCAAUAUUAGGAGUAUUGAACGGUGCUUCGGAAUUUUUGCGCACAACUGGCUCUCCUUUCGGCAAUAUUGUUCAGGCAAUGAUAGAACCAUUCCAAUCAGCACUCAACUCUGGAAUGAAUGGAACUCCAGAUCCAGUUGGGUUGGCUUCAGCGCCAAUAUUAGGGGUAUGGAAUGGAUUUUCGGAAUUAUUGCGCUCAACUGGCUCGCCAUUCGGCAAUGUGAUUCAGGCGAUGCUGAGGCAAUUUCGAUCAGCAUUGAACCCUGGAGGGAACGCAACACAGAAUCCCAGUGGGCCGGAUUCACCACCACUCACAGGAGCAUCUAAUGGGGUUUCAGACUUUUUGCGCUCAUCAAGCGAUUUCAUUGAGACGGCCAUGAGACCAUUUGGCUCUGGCGCAAACGGAACGUUGGAUGCCUUCAGGAUGGCAUUAGCUCCGAUAUUAGGAGCCUCGAAUGGAUCUUCCAAUGGCUUGCCAUUCAGCAAUGUCAUCGAUGCGAUAUUCAGGCCGAUCCAAUUGGCACUCAACUCUGGAGUGAACGGAACACCGGAUCCCUUCAGGCUGGUAAUGGCCCCGUUAUCAGGAGCCUGGAAUGGGGCCACAGAAUUGUUGCGCUCUAGUGGCUCGCCAUUCGGCAAUGGCAUGGGGGCAUUAAUGAGGCCUAAUUUAGUAGCGUAA